AUGGAACCAGAAGUACUUAUUAUUGAGAUAAGCGGGGAACGCACCUAUAAGAUCUUUUCAACUGGAGUUUCGGUAGUAAUGGUGGAUUUAGAGAGAUUGGACGAGUAUUUAGUUGGAAAAGUACAUUUGUUUGUCUUGAUACCUAGUAAUAUGGACCGGAAAGAGAUUCAUAAACUGACUCGGACUUUCUUUGCUAAGUCAAAGAUAGAGUCUAUUUCAGUGAUGUAUGCUUCUGUAGCUGCAUCUUUGGCUUUGGGCGUACAGAAUGUAGCUAUGGUAAGUUUAGAGUAUGGUGGAUCGGGUGAGAUUUGGUGUUCAGUCGAUUUAGUUAAUCGGUCUAGUUUAGUGUAUACUAGUUCAGUAACGAAACGAGUGAGUUGGGAGGAGGGAGUAGAUUUAGUGAUGGAAUUACUUCAUUCGGCGGGGUUUAGAGGAGUGACAUCUUCUUUGCAUUUACGUGGUGAGAAUGGGCUGGUAGAGCAAAUGAUGGGGGCUUUACAGGAAAGGGGAGUCUUUGCAUUAGGUGGGGAAGUGAAUGGGGAAGAGUUAGAAAUUCAAAAAGGGUACCACUUAGUGGAAUUUCCGGUUUAUUUUCAGCGGAUGAUGCCGCAUAAUAUGUUGCCCGAUUCAAAUAUUAUCUAUGUAGGGGCUGUUUUAACUAUUAUGAUCAAUUAUUUUGAAAUCAAAGAAGUGAACACUCGUGAAGACUUUGAAGCGGGUAUCACUAAACAUUUAAUUCUUAACUAG
Molecule: messenger RNA, 747 nt
Organism: Nematocida homosporus
Lineage: Eukaryota; Fungi; Microsporidia
Exons: 1
Coding region: 1-747 (248 amino acids)
Source: RefSeq, a predicted model, not a curated record